Molecule: messenger RNA, 2007 nt
Organism: Panicum virgatum (switchgrass)
Lineage: Eukaryota; Viridiplantae; Streptophyta; Magnoliopsida; Poales; Poaceae
Product: secretory carrier-associated membrane protein 4-like
Exons: 11
Coding region: 785-1741 (318 amino acids)
Biological process (GO): protein transport
Cellular component (GO): trans-Golgi network membrane; recycling endosome membrane
Source: RefSeq, a predicted model, not a curated record
AUGACCGCAAAUACAUGUGGGUCUAUAACGCAGUCUGCUGGGUUGUCAUGUUUCACCCAUCUACUUCCUUCCGUGUUCGUCAUGUUUUUCUGAUAGCCCAUCUGCAAUGCCUUCAAAAAUUCAAAAGAAGAGGAGUGCAGUGCGAUGCAACCAGGUAAGUAUUGUUGAAUAAAAAAAUUUCCAUUGUCCAGCAGCUCCGUCUAUUCCUGUUGACCUCCUAGGGCGCUUUCAAUCAAGAAAAAAAAACUAUUCCAUUGCAAAGCUCUUUUUCUUUCUGGACUCUUGGCUAUACUUGACGAUAGUGUCCAAAGCUGCCCUUGCCUAGUAGGCAGUAGCGCUGGAAAGAGGAAAUGCCAAAGCCUGCCAGUCGAGGGGUAAAUUAGGAACAACUAGAGUCUGGCAAGGACCAAAGUGCAAAAACAUCCAUUAACUGAAAAUAACUUCCUUCCACUGGCCACACGAAAACCAAUUGCCAGUUGCCACUCAGAUUCCGGGUCGUCACAGAAAAGGCAAGGAUUUAUUCAGACCAAGUGAUCUCUUCUCCAUGCCUCGUAACACAAAUCCAUCCGAUGAUGAAAAUAUCAAUCCUACCGCGGUAUUUCCCCGAGCCAACCAUUUUGUUCUUCAUAUUCUUCUCAGACUCCAAUUCUUGCUGUUUUCGUUGAAAUAUUUCCUCUUGAAACAUCCAUUUCCUAACGUCUUGUAACAACAUUGUCUUGAGUUACAUGCUCGAUUUGUUUGUUCUAAUUCCUCCCCAUUUUAAUUUGCCCUGCUCUUGCCCUGGAUGGGAAUGCUCUUGCCCUGUUCUUGCAUUUUGAUCUGGUUUCAAGAUUCAUUGAGAGAUUUACUGAAAGCGUAUAAUGCCAGAUCUUGUAUUCCUCUUGGGUUCUAUCUCAUGCAUGCAACACUCAUCGUGUGUUUAGGUAGGGUGUUCAUGCAGCAUCAUACCACUGCCAGCCUGAUCAUCUGCAAUGCCUUUCAGAAUGCAGCAUUUGCAACAACGUCAGCUUCCGUGCCGUCCAGGAAAUCAUGGCUCCCGGCAGGCUUCGGAGGAAGUGGCAAGCAUGGUGCCACGAUCGACAUUCCCCUCGAUUGCAUGCAGGAUCCAAAGAAGAAGGAGAGAGAGCUGUUGUCAUGGGAGCAGGAUUUGAAGCGGCGGGAACAGGAUAUCAAACGAAGGGAGGAUGCAAUGAACAGAGCCGGUGUCACCGUGGAAGUGAGAAAUUGGCCACAGUUCUAUCCCAUCAUACAUCAUGACAUAGCCAAUGAAAUACCAAUCCAUGCUCAGAAGCUACAAUACACGGCAUUUGCUAGUUGGCUAGGCCUGAUUGCAUGUCUCGUUUGGAACUUUUUCGCCGUCUUAGUUGAGUCAAUUCGCAGCGAAGAUAUUGUAAGUUUCCUCCUCGCCGUAAUCUACGCGAUGUCUGGGUGUCCACUUUCAUACAUACUUUGGUACAGGCCUCUGUACCGUGCAAUGAGAACUGACAGCGUGGUAACCUUUGGCCAGUUUUUCGCCUUCUACUCGAUUCAUGUUGGGUUUUGUGUCAUUGCUGCAAUUGCUCCUCCGAUAAUAUUCAAGGAGAAAACUCUUACGGGCAUUCUUGUUGCCAUCGAAGUUUUGGCUGGAGAUAUGCUCGUCGGGGUACUUUAUUUUAUCGGCUUUGUAUUCUUUGCCUUGGAAUCUCUUAUAAGCAUCUGGGUGCUGGAGAGAGUGUACAUGUACUUCAGAGGGCACAGGUGAAGACCAGCAAAGAGGUGAUAAAAUUGUUCACAGAAGCAGUUUCUCUGAAACCGAUGUCAGAGUGUAAAACAGAAAGUUCAAGAUUGGGAAAUAAUGAAUCCGCUGUUCCCUAGUUCUUGCUGUGUCUAGGUCUAUUAUUGCUUUAAGGUUAUCUUAGAUAACACUGAUAUAGUUUACGGCUACCUCAUUAUAUUUGUCUUGUAUUAGUUUUUCUCUCUCAAAAGUAUCAGUUGCAGAGUUGUACAGAGGAAAUGUUAUGGUCAGAU